Molecule: messenger RNA, 1544 nt
Organism: Salvia hispanica
Lineage: Eukaryota; Viridiplantae; Streptophyta; Magnoliopsida; Lamiales; Lamiaceae
Gene: PRFB3
Product: peptide chain release factor
Biological process (GO): translational termination
Molecular function (GO): translation release factor activity
Source: RefSeq, a predicted model, not a curated record
AAUACCAAUCCAGAAGAAAUAGUUAUGGGAACAAAAUUGUAGGUGCACGUGCGCGAGCCUGGCGCCACUAGCAAGUUCUAAAAAAGCGUGCUUUCCGGCAGCCGGCAGAAACCUUAGAAAUGGCGGCCGAGCUUCUCCCGACAGCAUAUUUUAAUGAAACCCAAUUCAGGAGUGGUCGGAACUUGCCGAAAACUCGCGCUUCUUCAAAUUUCAGUUUAAGAGCUUCUCAAGAACCCCUCGGCGAUGACAAGAGCAAGUUCUACAAACAACUCGGAAUGUUUUCUUUGAGAAAGAGAAUAGAAGAUUCUGUUCUUCGUGCAGAGAUGCUGGCACCAACGGCAUUGGAAUUUGAAGAAGGGAAGCAUGUUGACCAAGAAGGAGUUGUCCGCGACUAUGACUUGUGGGACGACCUCAACAAAUCAAACGAAGUCCUUGCCAAACUGGCUGACAGUGCCAAGGUGGUUGACACACUCAGGGAUCUUACAUUUAAGGCCGAGGAAGCUAAGCUUAUCACCGAGCUUGCAGAGAUGGAUGCUAUCAAUUAUGAGCUUUUCAAGCAGGCAUAUGCUUCUUCUUUAGAUGUAAACAAGUUUUUGGAUAAGUAUGAGAUGUCGAAGCUUCUAAAGGAGCCAUACGACAUGGAGGGAGCGUGCAUCAUCAUCGAGUCGAGAUGUGGAGAUACACUCUCGGAGGUUUGCAGCUUUUCUUUUCUCAACCCUUGCUGCUGGCGAGGUGAAGUUAGAAAUUGCUAUGGCCAUGAAAGAUGGGCAUUGCAACUCGCACAGAUGUACAUGAAAUGGGCUGAAAGGCAGGGCUAUGCUGGGAGGAUAGUAGAGAGAUAUCGUUCAUGCAAUGGUGAACUGAAAUAUGCUUCUAUCGAACUAGAAUUUAAAUUUGCCUAUGGAUAUCUAUCAGGAGAAAGAGGCGUACACUCUCUGAUAAGGUGUUCGGACAGUACUUCUGCUCUUCCUAAGGCUAGCUUGGCCUCCGUGGAUGUGAUUCCCCUAUUCAUCAACUCAUCUGCUGACCUGUCAAUUGAGGACGAGGAUAUACAAGUUUCAUACCCAUCCUACUGUGAGGGCAAUCCACAAAUGAGUAGGGCUUCAUCAGCUGUUCACAUCCACCACAUACCAACAGGUGUAGAAGUUCAGUCUACAGGUGAGAGGAGUCUCUUUGCCAACAAGAUCAAAGCCCUCAACCGUUUGAAGGCUAAACUUCUCGUUCUUCUGAGGGACCAUGGCGUGUCUGGUGUGGGGAGCAUCAAGAGAGGCGCUGCAACGGACAGGUGGAGUCAAGAAACACGAAAAUAUGUCCUCCAUCCAACGAAGAUGGUGCACGAUCUCAGGUCUGGUGCUCAGUUUCCAGAUGUAAGCCCCGUUUUGAAUGGCAAUCUCGACCCUCUCAUUGCUGCUCACAUCAGUUCCAGACAAUCUAGUACUGCUGUGUAAAAUUUUUAGUUAAAUCGAUAGCUUAAAACUAGAAUAUGAUGUCAAACUGUUAUGUGAUAAUGAACUGAGGGAAUGUGACUCGCCUAAUUUUAGACA